Messenger RNA from Orbicella faveolata, 1824 nucleotides. RefSeq names its product fibroblast growth factor receptor-like 1. Lineage: Eukaryota; Metazoa; Cnidaria; Anthozoa; Scleractinia; Merulinidae. The record is from RefSeq and is a predicted model, not a curated record.
UAAGGACGGAAUGAAAAUGCCCAGCCGAAGGAUGGACCCAUAUCUUAACACUUCCAUUUGGUACCUAAAACUGAAAGAUCUAGUACCCGACGACUCGGGGAAAUACACUUGCAUAGUGUCCAAUCCAUAUGGCAGUAUAAAUCACACUUACACGCUUCAGGUUGUUGGAGCACCAACCUUUUCUGAUCCAAAUAUGUUAAAAAGAGCAUUUCGAGCAUGGCCAGCAUCACACUCGAUCAGAUUGAAGUGUCAAGCGACUGGAGCGCCACCUCUCAAAUACACAUGGUUAAAGGACGGAAUGAAAAUGCCCAGCCGAAGGAUGGACCCAUAUCUUAACACUUCCAUUUGGUACCUAAAACUGAAAGAUCUAGUACCCGACGACUCGGGGAAAUACACUUGCAUAGUGUCCAAUCCAUAUGGCAGUAUAAAUCACACUUACACGCUUCAGGUUGUUGGAGCACCAACCUUUUCUGAUCCAAAUAUGUUAAAAAGAGCAUUUCGAGCAUGGCCAGCAUCACACUCGAUCAGAUUGAAGUGUCAAGCGACUGGAGCGCCACCUCUCAAAUACACAUGGUUAAAGGACGGAACGAAAAUGCUCAGGCGAAGGAUAGACCCACAUCUUAACACUUCCAUUUGGUACCUAAAACUGACAAAUCUAGUACCCUACGACUCGGGGAAAUACACUUGCAUAGUGUCCAAUUCAUAUGGCAGUAUAAAUCACACUUACACGCUUCAGGUUGUUGCUAAGCCACGAUCGCGGCCCAUCUUACAGACAAGCCUUCCAAGGAACACAACCGUGCAGAUUGGAGAUAAUGCAACGAUGACAUGCAUUGUGCUCGUUAGUGGAACACUUCCAGUUUUCAGAUGGCUGAAAUGGGACAAAUCCGUCUUAUCAAUAAAGAAAAUUGGUGACGACUUUGAGAACGGAUCAUACCGCCUUAUAGAUCCACAUUAUUACAAGACUAUCCGAGUCAAGGACCAUUACGGCGUUGAGUUGAGAAUAACUAAUGUUACCGAGGAUGAUUUUGGACUCUACACGUGCUUUGUAAGCAAUCAUAUCGGCAACGAUUACAACAGUGCUUUCCUUAGUAAAUAUGCGAAACCCACCGCCUACGUUAAAGUGACGAUACCAAGAAUUGUAAAGAAAACUGGGGACGGCAUUGCAGGAACGGCUUCAACUGAAGGAUUUCAAGCAAGAAAAGAGCCUCAGUCAAAUUCUGUUCGCCCCUAUGUUUUGAUUUCUGUGGCAAUACUGUUAUGUGGAGCUCUUGUUAUUUCAGUGGUCAUCGCGUGGUAUUUUUGGCAAAAACGAAAACUCAAGAAGAGUACGCCACCAAGAGCCCUAAUAAUGGACUCGAUUGAACGAUCAGGAUCCUCAACAAAACCACGUAACGAGUACGUCUUUCUCUCCCAGUCCUGAGGGGUCUGCUUGGUUACUGACCAUGCUUGAGCCGUCUCGCGGUUUACAUCUUAUAAUGCAAAGCACCUGUAUUAAACAAUUAAGAGUGUUACUUGUAGGACGGGUUGACGUAAAGAUACCCAACAGCAGAAUUAAGUCAGAUAUAAGACAUCGUAUGUACCCCUAUAGAGAAUACAGCCAAUCAGAGGACUAGAAAGUGGUUGCCUCUUCCAAUAUUCAUCUCGGUGUGGCAAACUUGACGUGAACUGUAAGUUUAAAUGUAUGUUUAUUGUCAUUUGUCUUCUUAAAGAAAGCUUAUAAAGGCCACAAAAACCAAGGCAGUGUCCAUACUACACCGGAGAAAUUUGAAAAGGCCGGCUUUUCGUUUUCGUGUGAACGGAAUACAUUUUGAAAACGGAGCUUUU